ACCAUGCCAGGAGCGCAACGAGAAGUCAUGUGGCCUAGACUGGUAGCCAACAAAAUCCUCAGGAAGAGAUCAUUGGCCGGAAGCAACAAUUUUGUCACAGAUUUUCCGAGCUAUAGAGAAACCUUUCUGGAAAGUGCAAGCUCAGGCCAACCAUCUCUGAGUAUCUUCAAUCAACAAAAGGACGUGCACAAGGUUUUCGUUAGUACUUGGAACGUUGGCGGGGUUGCACCACAUGAUGAUUUUAGUCUCGACAAUUUGCUCGACACAUGCAAUUCUUGCUGUGACAUUUAUGUUUUUGGGUUUCAAGAAAUUGUGCCUCUAAGUGUGUCAAAUGUUCUAGGAUCUGAGAAUAGCAAGAUUUCCAUGAAAUGGAAUUCCUUGAUUAGAGAAGCUCUGAACAGGAAACUACGCUUUGAUGGAAAACAUGGAAAGUCAACCGAAACCAGCAUUCCCCAAGACUUCCAAUGUAUUGUGAGUAAGCAAAUGGUUGGGAUAUUAAUAUCCGUCUGGGUUCGAAGUGAUCUUCGUCCAUUCAUUCGGCAUUCAAGUGUCUCAUGUGUCGGCUGUGGCGUCAUGGGCUGCCUCGGAAAUAAGGGUGCUGUGUCUGUCAGAUUUCGGUUACAUGAAACGAGCUUCUGCUUUGUGUGCAGCCAUCUUGCUUCUGGUGGAAGAGAAGGGGAUGAGAAGUAUAGAAACUCUAAUGUGGCUGAAAUAUUGUCCCGGACAAGUUUUCCUAGAAGCCCUUCACUUGAAUUGCCUCGAAAGAUUCUUGAUCAUGACCGGGUUAUCUUUCUUGGGGACUUGAAUUAUAGAAUUUCCCAACCAGAAGCAACAACACGAUUACUAGCAGAUAGAGAAGAAUGGAAUGCUUUACUAGAAAAUGAUCAGCUGAGGAUGGAGCUCAUGGAUGGUCAAGUACUCCAAGGUUGGCAUGAAGGCAGAAUCAAAUUUGCUCCCACUUACAAAUAUUAUCCGAAUUCUGACACCUACUAUGGGGGUGUUGAAGCCAAAAAGGGUGAAAAGAGACGCCCUCCUGCAUGGUGUGAUCGGAUAAUUUGGUAUGGAAAGGGUUUAAAGCAGCAUUUAUACAGUAGAGGUGAGCUAAGGUUGUCUGAUCAUAGACCUGUGAAUGCAAUAUUUACAGCAGAAGUUGGGGUUUCACAAACAUUUAAAGGGUUUCAAAGUUUCUUCCGAUCCGACAGGUAUGAAGUUGAAGUUUCCUCCACUGAUGAUAUUCAAUAUUGUAAAGGCAGAUCAUCAAGUUUCCAGUUGUAA
Messenger RNA from Corylus avellana, 1275 nucleotides. Its product is annotated as DNAse I-like superfamily protein. Gene Ontology annotation, biological process: phosphatidylinositol dephosphorylation. Gene Ontology annotation, molecular function: phosphatidylinositol-4,5-bisphosphate 5-phosphatase activity; inositol-polyphosphate 5-phosphatase activity; phosphatidylinositol-3,4,5-trisphosphate 5-phosphatase activity. Lineage: Eukaryota; Viridiplantae; Streptophyta; Magnoliopsida; Fagales; Betulaceae. The record is from RefSeq and is a predicted model, not a curated record.